GAGACCAGACAACUGAAAUUAUAUAUAACCUGUGGCCUUUUCACGGCGUUGAGUACAACUGCAGUCAUCCUGCGAUUCGUCUCACGACGCCUCGUCCGUAUAAAAUGGCAUCGCGACGACACACUCAUGCUCCUAAGCUGGAUAUCUUUCAUAGCAUAUGCAUGCACAACGAUCGCCGAUGUGCGAUUCGGUGGGGUCGGGCUACACCAGGCGCGCAUAGUCCAAAACGAGCCAGGAAUGCUACAGUUCUGGGCUAAAUACCUCCUGGCCUUGGUAUAUCUCUACCUCAUAUGCGUCGUACUCCCCAAACUCGCGAUUCUAAGCAUGUACCUCUCCAUCUUCGGGGCUUGCCGUGUGUUUCAGAUCAUAUGCUAUGUCACUGGAGCGAUGGUCAUUGCGAACUUUCUCGCUGCAGCUGGGGCGGGGUUUGCGAUUUGUACUCCGCUGAACUAUCUUUGGGAUAAGACGAUCGAUGGCCACUUCAUUGAUAUCAAUGCUUGGUUUCGGUGGGCGCGUCUUGUCAAUGUCUUGUCCGACGGUGUUUUGUUGAUAUUGCCGAUUUUGUAUAUUGUGCGGCUUCAGAUGGAGGUGCGAGUGAAGUUGGGGCUUCUGGUUACCUUUUUCAUAGGCGGGCUGGGACUCCUUGCAACCAUCUUGACAAUAACCGCGAUUUCAAACACCGACGCUAUCAACGACAACACAUGGACCGGCGCAGAGAUUAUGUUUUGGAGUGUCGUCGAAACGGGAACGUAUGUCGUCGCCCCAUGUCUGGUGUGUUAUAAGCCCCUCGUCAAAGCCGUCUGG
Molecule: messenger RNA, 804 nt
Organism: Aspergillus steynii IBT 23096
Lineage: Eukaryota; Fungi; Ascomycota; Eurotiomycetes; Eurotiales; Aspergillaceae
Exons: 3
Source: RefSeq, a predicted model, not a curated record